Euleptes europaea (tarantolino) is the source of this 690-nucleotide messenger RNA. RefSeq names its product GrpE like 1, mitochondrial (gene GRPEL1). The coding region runs from base 18 to 677 and encodes 219 amino acids. Gene Ontology annotation, molecular function: protein homodimerization activity; protein-folding chaperone binding; adenyl-nucleotide exchange factor activity. Gene Ontology annotation, biological process: protein import into mitochondrial matrix; protein folding. NCBI's taxonomy places the organism in Eukaryota, Metazoa, Chordata, Lepidosauria, Squamata, Sphaerodactylidae. The transcript has 4 exons. The record is from RefSeq and is a predicted model, not a curated record. Gene Ontology annotation, cellular component: PAM complex, Tim23 associated import motor.
CGGGUAGAGGCGGCAACAUGGCGGCGGUCGUAUGGGGCGCGCAGCGUUUCGCCGGGCGAGCCGCCCGCUUCUUUCUCCUCCCGGGGCGGACUUCUCGAAUGCUUUGCACAGUGACUAAGGAAAAAAGUACUGGGCCGAACUUAGAAGAGGAGCCAAGUCACCACCAGAACGAAGAGAAAUCUGACUCUGCUGCAAAGUUAUUAACCGAAGAAAAAACUAAAUUGGAAGAUCAACUAAAAGAAAUGACUGACAAGUAUAAACGUGCCCUGGCAGAUGCAGAAAAUCUGCGACAAAGAACUCAGAAGCUGGUAGAAGAAGCAAAGUUAUAUGGAAUUCAGAGUUUCUGUAAAGACUUGUUAGAAGUUGCUGAUGUUCUGGAGAAAGCAAUGGAGAGUGUUCCCAAAGAGGAGCUCAAGGAUGAAAACCCUCAUCUGAAAAACCUCUAUGAAGGUCUUGCCAUGACAGAAGUUCAGAUACAGAAAGUGUUUGGAAAACACGGCUUGGUGAAACUGGAUCCCCUUGGAGCCAAGUUUGAUCCUUAUGAACAUGAAGCAUUAUUCCAUGCACCCAUGGAAGGGAAAGAGCCUGGCACAAUUGCUUUAGUGUCCAAGGUGGGCUAUAAAUUGCAUGGCCGUACUCUGAGGCCUGCCUUAGUUGGUGUGGUGAAAGAACCGUAAUAGUUUAAUCUGA